Panicum hallii is the source of this 2960-nucleotide messenger RNA. RefSeq names its product pentatricopeptide repeat-containing protein At3g47530. Gene Ontology annotation, biological process: RNA modification. Gene Ontology annotation, molecular function: RNA binding; zinc ion binding; protein binding. The record is from RefSeq and is a predicted model, not a curated record. Lineage: Eukaryota; Viridiplantae; Streptophyta; Magnoliopsida; Poales; Poaceae. Bases 31 to 1848 code for a protein of 605 amino acids. The transcript has 4 exons.
AAAUUCAAAGGAGAAUCUGGGCAUCUGGGCAUGCCGUCCCUCGCGCCCGAGCCGCGGGCCAUGGCAUCGCCAUCGCGUCUCGCGCGCGCUCCCCGUCCCAGCCCCACCCCGGCGUCCUCCUCCGUCGCCGCCGCGCUCCUCGCCUCCGCCUCGGCCCUCCCCGCGCGCCGCUUCCUCCAGCUGCACGCGCACCUCCUCCGCACGGGCCUGCUCGCGCUCUCCCCCAGCGCCCCCGCCUUCCUCUCCCUCGCGGCCGCCUCCCUCCCGUCCCACCGCGCGCUCGCGGUCCUCGACCACCACCUCACUGCCCCGCCCUCUCUCCCCUCAACCUUCAAGUGCAACUCCAUCCUCCGCGCCCUCUCCGACCCCGCCGACGCGCUCCGCUUCCUCCGCCGCAUGCGCGCGCUCGGCCGCCGCGGGAACGCCUUCACGCUCGCCAUCCUCCUCACGCCCCGUUGCGGCCCGGCCCACGCGCGCCAGCUCCACGCCAACGCCGUCGCCGAGGGCCACCUCCGCGACGCCCUCCUGGCCACCUCGCUGAUGAGGUGCUACGCGAACGGCGGCGACGGGGACGGCGCGCGGAAGCUGUUUGACGAAAUGCCGGUGCGGGACACGGUCGCGUGGAACGUCCUGAUUGCCAGCUGCGCGAGGAACCGGCGGACGAAGGACACGCUGAAGCUGUUUGAGGAGAUGAGGGCAAGGGAGGGCGAGGUGCAGCCGGACGACGUCACCUGCAUCCUGCUCCUCCAGGCGUGCACGACGCUGGGUGCGCUCGACUUCGGGGAGUGGGUGUGGGCGUACGCGGAGGAGCGUGGCUACGGGGGCGAGCAGAAGGUGCGCAACUCGUUGAUCGCGAUGUACUCGAGGUGCGGGUGUGUGGAGAAGGCGUACUGGGUGUUCCGCAAGACUCCUCAAAAGAGCGUGGUCUCGUGGAGCGCGAUGAUCUCGGGUUUGGCAGCGAAUGGAUUUGGGGAGGAUGCUAUCUCGUCGUUUGAGGAGAUGAUUAGGUCAGAUGUUGCUCCUGAUGAACAGACUUUUACCGGCGUGCUUUCCGCGUGUAGCCAUAGUGGGCUGGUUGAUGAAGGUUUCAGGUUUUUUGAUAUGAUGCGCUGUGAGUACCGAUUGAAGCCAAAUGUUCGCCACUACGGGUGCAUUAUUGACCUGAUGGGCCGUGCUGGCUUGCUUGAUGAGGCUUAUGAGCUUGUAACAAAGGAGAUGAGGGUUGCACCAGAUGCGACGAUUUGGCGAACACUUCUUGGUGCCUGCCGAAUCCAUGGCCAUGUUGAUCUUGGGGAGCGUGUGAUCAGUCAUCUGAUUGAACUGAAGGCACAGCAAGCUGGGGACUAUGUUCUAUUGCUGAACACAUAUGCAGCAGUUGGGGAUUGGAACAAGGUAGCAGAAGUCAGGAAGUUGAUGAAGGAAAAAGGAAUACAAACUACACCUGGCUGCACAACUGUAGAGCAUAAUGGUGAGGUUCAUGAGUUUAUUGCUGAUGAUGAUGCGCAUCCAAGAAAGGUGGAGAUUUAUGAUAAACUCAAUGAGAUAAACAGGCAUUUAAGGAUUGCCGGUUAUGUUCCAAAUGUGUCAUCGGAGUUGCAUGAUUUGGAUUCAGAAGGGAAGGAAAGUGCCCUCACCUAUCACAGUGAAAAGCUGGCAAUUGCUUUUGCUCUCCUUGUGACGCCGCAGCACAGACCAAUACGGCUUGCGAAGAAUCUUCGUGUCUGUGUAGAUUGCCACAAUUUCACAAAGGUGUUUUCUGGUAUUUAUAAACGAUUAGUUAUUGUCAGGGACAGAACACGAUUCCAUCAUUUUGAGGGAGGAAAGUGUUCGUGCAAUGAUUACUGGUAGUCCAUUCUUGCUUGUAUGUUGCAUUUGCAGCGCAUCACAGGAAUAUGAAGUUUACCACACACAUACAUUGGAUACCAGUGCAACACUGAAUGCUGCAAUUGGCAGCCUUGAGGUCAUAAGCACUUAAUGGGCUCUAAUAUGAUGAUAGGUAUGUUUUCACACAAGUGACAAGUGGGUUAUGGCCUGUCUGCUGUCAUCAGUAGUUAAAGUACUACUAUCAACACCUAAGAAUAAGGCCCAAGAAAAUAUAUCAACAUACCAGGCCUUCACAAUAGGACUGCAGAUGCAGCCAUAUCACUAUAUCAGUAUUCAGAUCUUGCCAACAACUGCAAUAUCCAAGAGAACCAAGACACAGAUAUUGACUAAUUAGAAGGGUCAUUUAUACUGAUUGACCCGUGGCCGAAGGCUUUGGAAUCAAAUUGCAGGAGGUCAAUUCGCUGACCCCAGCGCCAACAUCCACAUCUUUGAAAGUUGAUGAGUGUUGAUGUGAUGGCAGAUGGCCCGUGUCCGACGGCUUUGGAAUCAAAUUGCGGGGGGUCAAUUUGGUUAGCAUAUUUUAUUUCCCAUAUAUCUUAACUUCAUAUUAGGAAUGAUGGGUUCAUGCUAGACUAGGAAACAUGGGUCAGGUCCGGUGAUCCCAGCUGCUCGCAAAGCCGAUGGAUGUUUAGUUCUCCUUCUCCUUGGACGUCUGAAGUCUGAACACCAUUGGCUCCCAGGUCUGAACAGGGAAACAAACAGCGACCUCAGCGGAUAUCCGGAGCACAGUGGAAUAUCCUCGUGAAGAAGGUUCCUGUUUGAUGUCUCCCGGUUCGGCUGCCAUCAAUCCUCGAUCCUCGAUUCAGGCAUGUAUCCAUCCAUUGGCUGUUGAUCAGAGUUAGCCUUGCUUCGGCAAGCCUAUCAUGGAUCGUACUGUGAUUGACGAAAUGCACAUGCUCUUUGACCAAAAUCUCUGAUAGAGUCUAGUUAGGUCAUUAGGUGCCCUUAACUAAGGUAGGGAGAUGCUUUCGUUGCCACGCAAAUGCUGGCGCAUAUCUGCACGCAAACUGCAUCGCAUCUUCGGUGUACUUUUAGACCUUAUCUUUUUUCAGAGAGAUUAUAAGGCUUUUAAUGAA